AAAACCUACACGUCAUUUGAAAAAGUUUGUGCCAGUCUGUGGGAAGUUGCUGACUUAUAGAAAAUCCUGAUUAAUAGGGCUUGGGACCAGUGGGUAAUUCUGCUGCAGAAAGGAAGACCUAGGAACAAAUAAAAACCACUGUUUGUAGUCUCCCGCAGGUCUUUAGAUUCCCAGUGGCUCAGGUGCACUUGGGCAGACCAAAGAUGAGAGCCAGUCAGCAGGACUUUGAAAAUGCAGUGAACCAAGUGAAACUCUUGAAGAAGGACCCAGGAAACCAAGUGAAGCUGCAACUCUAUGCGCUGUAUAAGCAGGCCACAGAUGGACCCUGUAAUGUUUCUAAACCAGGAGUGUUUGACCCAGUCAAUAAAGCCAAGUGGGAAGCAUGGAAUGCCCUUGGCAGCCUCACACAGGAAACUGCCAGGCAGAACUAUGUGGAUCUGGUGUCCAGUUUGAGUUCCUCAUCUGAAGCCUCUAGCCAGGGCAAAAGUGGAACUGAUGUGAAAGUCCAGGAGUCUAAGGACAUUGUGGUAACCUCUGAAGAUGGCAUCACGAAGAUCAUGUUCAAUCGGCCCUCCAAAAAGAAUGCCAUAACUUUAGAGAUGUAUCAGGACAUAAUACUUGCCCUUAAAAACGCCAGCACAGACAACUCAGCCAUAACCGUUUUCACAGGAGCUGGUGACUAUUACUGCAGUGGGAAUGACCUAACUAACUUCUCAGGAGUAGGAGUCCCUGGUGGAAUGGAAGAGGUAGCUAACAAGGGUCCUAAGUCUCUGAGGGAAUUUGUAAACUCUUUUAUAGACUUUCCCAAGCCUCUGGUUGCAGUAAUAAACGGCCCAGCUAUAGGAAUCUCUGUAGCCCUUCUGGGACUGUUUGAUGCUAUCUAUGCAUCAGACAUGGCAACAUUUCAUACUCCGUUUACCUCCCUUGGUCAGUGCCCAGAAGCAUGCUCCUCUUACACAUUUCCGAAGAUAAUGGGCUCAGCAAAGGCAGCUGAGAUGCUUCUCUUUGGGAAGAAGCUCACAGCAAGAGAGGCCUGUGCUCAAGGCCUCGUCACUGAAGUUUUUCCUGACAGCACUUUUGAGAAAGAAAUCUGGACCAGGCUGAAAGCGUAUGCGAAGCUCCCACAAAAUUCCCUGAGAAUUUCCAAACAGUUAAUCAGAAAAGAUGAGAAAGAAAAGCUCCACGCAGUUAAUGCUGAAGAGUGCAGUACCAUCAAAGCAAUGAUGCUGUCAGAGGAAUACAUCAACGCUAUCAAGAGCUUCUUAUCCAGAAAGUCAAAGCUGUGAAGCCCAUCAUAGCAGUUAGACUUCUCAAAGGAAGUAUGUGCCUUCUGUGUUUCGGGUUUCUGGUAUACGAAGAACGCCCUUCACUGUGCUC
Messenger RNA from Microtus oregoni (creeping vole), 1377 nucleotides. RefSeq names its product enoyl-CoA delta isomerase 2-like. The record is from RefSeq and is a predicted model, not a curated record. The transcript is spliced from 9 exons. Lineage: Eukaryota; Metazoa; Chordata; Mammalia; Rodentia; Cricetidae. Bases 204 to 1286 code for a protein of 360 amino acids. Gene Ontology annotation, molecular function: fatty-acyl-CoA binding.